AUGAAUGCGUCCUCCUCUGAUGAUGAUACUUCAUUGUCAACAGUACCAUCAUCUUCGACAUGUUGGCUGGCAAUCAUCACCGAACUAGAUGCUUGUGAGACGAACACGAGAAUGGAAGAAUCUUACAGUGCCAUUGCCAAGGCUGUUGCGGAACAACCUGAUGAUAUCAGCCUGGUUUCAAUUCGAUUAAAGCCUAGUGAUUCUGCUCAUGUUAUGGAACGAGCGGUAGAACUUACCAAGCGACUAGUAAGAUUAUCAGAAAACUGUAAAGAUGGAGGAAAAGUCGGUGUGGAAGACCAAGUGCUGCUACCAUGCCCAAGCUUCAAGGUUGUGUGCUCGAGUGAUUGGGUCGAGGCAGCAGUCUUGGGAGGAGCUCAUGGGGUGCAUGUCAAGGAACACCACUUGUCGCAAGUACCUUAUAUCCGAGAACGAUUAACUGUGGCCAAUUCCAAUUCCCCGAUUUGGAUCGGAACCUCGGCCCACAGCGUCGAAUCCGCUCUGAAUUCAUACAGAGAGUAUCAACCAGACUAUUACUUUGUUGGAACCUGUUUUCUCACCGCCAGUCAUCCUGAAAAGACUUCCGAAGCUGAUUUGGAAGGACCUAGUCUACCUGGAACUGUCCAACAAGCGCUUAAAGUUGCUGCCAAAUCGGCACCACCCAAAGUGAUGGCCAUUGGUGGUAUUGAUGCAAGCAACUGUCACAUUCCUGUGGAACUUGGUGCCGAUGGUGUUGCUGUUAUUCGAGCUGUCCUACAAGCCAAAGACCCGGCAAAGGCGGUAGCCGACAUGCAAUCUAGGAUGAAGGUUGCAGUGAAAAGCAGUAUGACCACAGAGCGAGAUUUAAAAAGUGCCACUGAAGCGACCCAUCAUCAUGAAUGA
Cylindrotheca closterium is the source of this 879-nucleotide messenger RNA. Lineage: Eukaryota; Bacillariophyta; Bacillariophyceae; Bacillariales; Bacillariaceae. The record is from the annotation of a GenBank genome assembly.